ACUUGAUACCAUUUACGACCUGCUGUUUCCAACAUGCGACUCUGGUCUACUUACGCAACUAAUCCUUGUGCAGACGUGCAGCUCUAUUGAUAUCCUGUUUGGCAGAUAUGGAUGGACGGUGUUCUCUCCGGUUUACCCUUUGCUGUAUUUUGCUACUCUUCUGCGGGAUGUCCUUCAUCUUCCACGGAGCCGGGCAGGGUCAUGAGAUUCCCCUAUACACUUACACCUCUUUUGUGCUUGGGGCGGCAUUCUGCUAUUCAAUCACUUGUUUAUCUACCGUUUCCAAUUUCUUUUGCUGGUGAGUCUAUGCCUCUUUUGGGGGGAAGGGGGGGGGAGAGGGGGGAGGAUAGGACUCUUGGAGUUCAAUCGCACGCCGGACGGGACGGGCUGUAGAGAAUAUCGAUUUAUCUGCUAGCAGCGGACGCAGGGAAACCCGGUCCACAUAGUUCAGAAUCCAUGGCAUGUAUGCGACAGUGUCUGGGUCAGGUAGCAACCAGGUAGCAACCAAGUACUCGG
Molecule: messenger RNA, 516 nt
Organism: Aspergillus sclerotioniger CBS 115572
Lineage: Eukaryota; Fungi; Ascomycota; Eurotiomycetes; Eurotiales; Aspergillaceae
Exons: 1
Coding region: 112-393 (93 amino acids)
Source: RefSeq, a predicted model, not a curated record